AAGCAACACAACAGUCAGUUUAGCAUUUUGGAAAGAAAAUAACGACAAGAAGAAAAUGAUUUCAAACAUUGUUUUUCUCAUCAGUCUGUUCCUGUUUGGAAUGGAAGUGGAAUCUCAGACAGUGGCUAAACAGGUUAGUUACACCGUACAUUUUUUAAAAAUUUUUGUCCAGUUUUAAAUAAUUUAGUUAUACACAAAAAACAACGAGGGCAACUACUAUCUGUACUGAAGUUGGCUUGCCCAUUAAGCAAUCGGGGGGUGAAAAUAAUAGUCUAUAGCUGUGAAACUAAAAAUUUGCAAUUUCAAAAUUUGAUGGAAACCCUAACACGUAGCUGUGUUUCGGGUCAACUAGGACACAGUGUUUAGGCUGAUUAUGCGCAGAUUUAGCACAAAAUACUCAGUUGGUCUGCGCGAAAUUUUUAUCUCCAGGUUACUCCCAUGCAACCAUACGACUUUCAUAUAUAUAUAUAUAUAUAUAUGUAUAUAUAUAUAUAUAUAUAUAUAUAUAUAUAUAUAUAUAUAUAUAUAUAUAUAUAUAUAUAUAUAUAUAUAUAUAUAUAUAUAUAUAUAUUAAACCUAUAAACAACAUAUUUUUAUUUAUAUGUACAUGUGUGGAAACACAGUAAAGUACAUGGGUUCAGCAUUAUCAUACACAAUCAUUCAAAAUACAUUCUCUCUAGCUGGAAAUUACUCCUCGAAGUUGUCUGGACUAUCUCAAAAGAGGUUUCAAAUCAGAUGGUUAUUAUACCAUUUAUGACUUCAAGACCGACGACCGUAUUACAGUUUACUGUGAUAUGACUUCAGAAGCUGGUUCAGCCUGGACUUUAGUGAUGUCCUACGCCUUGAAGAGCAGACAUAUGGAUCAGAUCGCCAGGAAAUCAAUGCCACAAGACACUCCUGUGAACGAGCACUCGCCUAACUGGAACCUCUACCGCAUGGGUCUCUCUCAAAUGACUCAUCUCAAGUCUCAGUCAACCCACUGGAGAACAACCUGCACCUUUUCAACUUACAAAGUUGACUACACUGAUUACGUCAGAGCAAAGUUCGCAGACUUUGACAUUAUGACAUUUCUGGGUUCUGGUAUUUGUAAGAAAGUUGAGUAUGUAAAUAUUCGUGGUCAUCAAUGUGCACAAUGUACCUCAAGAUGGUGGCAACAAAACAGUCGAUACGCCCCCCACAUUGAUAGCCGUUCCAAUGGCUGUCAGUUUGUUCCCACUCAAGGUUCUGUUACGACCGAGAAUAAUUUUGGUUAUUAUACUGAAGCCUACAACAAAAAAUUUCGUUGCAGUGCUGGUCCCCUUUCUACAACCAACUGGUGGUUUGGUGGAUACUUGUAAUCAUCUUGCUAGUUCAGAUUUAAGUUGCGUUGUUUGGUUUUCUAAGAAACGUUUGUAGAAUGUAAUUAUAGUUUGCUUAAUAUUACUUCAGUUUAUAUCAUAUUGUACUGCAAAAUGUAUCACCACAAUAAAGUUUAUUGCAUAUUCAUAAGCUACAUUGUUUGUGUGUUU
Messenger RNA from Paramuricea clavata, 1508 nucleotides. The record is from the annotation of a GenBank genome assembly. NCBI's taxonomy places the organism in Eukaryota, Metazoa, Cnidaria, Anthozoa, Malacalcyonacea, Plexauridae.